UCUCAUGAGCUGGCUCGAUCGGCACAACCUACCACACCAAAGAGCUGGAUCAAGAGCUACAUAUGAUGAGUCAACUGACAGAAAAACCCACAGCAACAGCUACACUUCAAAGCCAGCAGCUUCCACAUCAAGCAGAUUUGGUCAUCCAAGGCUUCAGGCGUCUUAUUGCCGAGUACGACCUGUCUGGGUCGGCUGGCAAUACAACGGAUAUCUCUUUGGAUCACCCCGCUGCGCUCGAAGGAGGAUAUCCUAGCCGAACUGGGUUCAAGCCUGCUACCUCUGCUCAAACAGCAAAUCACCAGUCUUUCACAAGCCCUGGACAACCCAGACCAGUUGCGUCAAGACCUCGGUCCAACGCUCCAGCUCAUCCUAGAGUUACAACCGAAACUUGCGCAGACCUUGUAUCGAAUCAUUCGCGCUAUUGACCACCUCGUUCCCCCCGAAGGACCUGAAUCAAGCCCAACGAUCGAUCAACACAUGAAAGAAUUGAAGCAUUACAGACUUCGCCGCUUGGAUACCUCCAUCCGAGUACACUUGAGGGCAGAAAUUCGGCACUUUUUUCUCGCUUCUUGUCGGAUUAUUGAAGCAAUCAAACUUCCAACUCAACAACGCUCGACUCCCAUCGGAUAUCUAUUAUUUGGGAUCAGCGACCCGAUUGAUAGAGCCGUCCGAUGGAUAGAAGCAUCUGAAUUUCUUCUUCUCCAAAAUUGGUGGUUGCGAGCACUAGGCGAUAUUGAAGAUGCAGUCGAGGACCUCUUGGUCGUUGCCAAUCCAACUAACAGACAUAUCAGAGGACCGCUCCCUCAGCUUGCUCAAUCUUCCCUCCCACUCCUCAAGCUCAUCAGACUGUUCUUUAAUAAAUUCUUCGACCUGGGCUUAGCCAAGGAAGAGCUCGUAAAAUCAUAUACAGAUAUGUCGACCGAGCAACUCCUCUCGUUCGAAAAAUUCGCUCAAGAUAUCGCCGAAGCGAUCCUUGGUUUGGUAUGUGGGUUGCAAGAGGAAGAAGAUGAAGUGGUUGAUCAAGCACAGAUCAGCCUGGAUUUCAUGCAUCGAGUCAAAAGCCUCUCUCCUCUAUUUCAAUCCCUGUUACUUCUUUCAAACCUUUACAUUAUCCCUCUUUUCCCUGAUUCCGACCUUUCUCCUUCUCAAAUUUCCUUCAAACCUUGGCUAGUCACUUGGUAUACUCUCUUCUUUCAAGCUACAAAUAAUGCUAUCAAAACUGCCAACUUAUUGUCUCAAGAUCUAGAUUAAGCUUCUUUCUUUUUUUUACUCCUUUCGUUUUUUUUAUGUAUUUUUUCAUGGACACCUUCACCACAUCUUGCAUUUUUCAAAACUCGUUGUUCCUGAUAGCUUUUAGUGUAACACUUCUGUGCAAGAUUAGAUGUUUGUUCUGUUUUGACAAAUACAUUGUGAAAUUUAGUGAUAUCACCAGCCUUGAA
Puccinia graminis f. sp. tritici CRL 75-36-700-3 is the source of this 1439-nucleotide messenger RNA. RefSeq lists its product as uncharacterized. The record is from RefSeq and is a predicted model, not a curated record. The transcript has 2 exons. Lineage: Eukaryota; Fungi; Basidiomycota; Pucciniomycetes; Pucciniales; Pucciniaceae. Bases 478 to 1251 code for a protein of 257 amino acids.